This is a messenger RNA of Aureobasidium musti, 889 nucleotides long. Lineage: Eukaryota; Fungi; Ascomycota; Dothideomycetes; Dothideales; Saccotheciaceae. The record is from the annotation of a GenBank genome assembly.
UGCGCACCUGCGCUCCCACGAAAUGCGCUAUACAACUCUGAGCGCCAAAAAGUCCGAGAUUGUUCGAGUAGGUCAAAGAGACGGAUUUAUGAGCUUUCUCGUAAUCCCUUCAAUAUUUGAUUCGGAACCGCAACUGCGAAUAUCGAAGACCAUCUUGGGCGGCUUCGGCAUCGGCCUUCUGGCCCUUGGAUUCUCUCUUGCAGCACUCUCCAGCUUCUGCAGUCGUAGUUGGUCCUUUAGUGCCGAGCAUGUGUUUAUACCCUGCAUCUUUGCAUGCCUCAUCGGCUUCCUGAACGUGCCAUACUGCUUCAUCAUCAGCACUCGCUUCCAAUGGAACGUAGCAGCUAUGACUACCACGAUCGGAGCUGCCGCCACAGCAUUUCUCUUCACCAUUCUCUACUUCUUUGCUCGCCGCAGACUUAUACGAUCAAAAGCCGAACAGAACACACACUCCGACGACAUUAACCUAUUACGCCGACCUAGCAAUGCGAGCGCCUCAGGAUCAUAUCAUACCCAGAGCUACUUCGCAAAUCACUUUGCAAACAUGUAUCCGGCUGCACGCACGCCACCGGCUAUGGCAGCUGUGACUCCACCAGAUGAGCAGCCACUCAAUGACAGUGAACUGCAAAGACGACGCAUGUCAGAUCUGCUGCACAAGCCCGAGCCACAGAUAUCCCCAGCUACUAGCCCCUUCAAUCGUAUCGACUUUAACGUGGAUGAAACAGAAUCGCCCCUGAAUGGUUACUACGCUCCCACUAGUGGAAACCAUUUAGCCACUCAAUCGCUGGAUGACCCAUCGUGGCGUUCGCGUAACGCGAGCUGGGUCACUAACGACUCGCGACGUAAUUCCUCUCGUGAGGAACGUCGUCGUGAGAUUGAGAUGGGUAGA